AUGCCGGGGAGAUUGAAAGUGAAACAUUCAGUGAUAGCAGAGGGGCCGGUUUUAUCAGAGUCACAAGCUGAGUUUCUCUUACAAGAGUUUUUUGAUUCUGAAGUUAAGAAUGCAGUUUUCAGCAUCCUUGGAAUCAAAAGCCCUGGGCUUGAUGGGUUUGGGAGUUAUUUCUUUCAAGACAACUGGGAGCUUAUUAGGAAAGACAUUUGUGAAGCAGUAUCCUCUUUUCUGCACUCAGGUAACCUUCUCAAGGAGAUCAACUCCAUAGUCAUUACUUUAAUUCCUAAAAUCAAAUGCCCUAAUAAGGUGAGUGAUUUUAGGCCCAUAUCUUGUUGUAAUGUGCUUUAUAAGGUGGCCACUAAGUUGAUUUGCUCUAGAUUGGAUUGGGAUUUCCUUGAGGAAAUGUUGAUAGAGUUGAAGUUCCCAUCAAAUUUUAUAAGCUUGAUUAUGACAUGUGUGAAGACUCCUAGAUACUCAUUGAUGUUCAAUGGAUCUCUUCAUGGUUUUUUUGGAGCUAAAAGGAGUUUGAGGCAAGGGGACCUGAUGUCUCCCUUACUUUUUGUGUUAGGUAUGGAGUACCUAAGUAGAAUCCUGAUCAAGGUGGGGAAGAAAGAGGAGUUUAACUUCCAUGAAAGAUGUGGCUUGAAUGUUAAUAAGGAGAAAUCAACUAUGUAUUGCUCGGGCAUGACAGAUGGAGAGAUCCAAAGAAUAUUGGAUAUGUCUGGUUGUACUAGACAAAAUGACCCGUUCAAAUAUCUUGGAGUUCCCAUAUGUGCAAGAAAGAUCAAUGCAGCCGAUUGCAGUUGUCUAGCUCAGAAAAGGGCUGCCCGAAUAAAGGUAUGGGGAACCCGAAACUUAUCUUUUGCAAGCAGAUUAGUUCUUGUAAACUCAGUCCUUAUUUCAAUUCAUAUUUACUGGAGCCAAAUGAUGAUACUUCCAAAGAAAGUAAUAAAAGAGAUAGAAGCCAUAUGUAGAAGUUUCUUGUGGACAGGGAAAGACAUGAUGGCAGGGGCUGGAAGCAUCUCUUGGGAGAAAAUCUACACUCCUAAGAAAGAAGGAGGUCUCGGCAUAAUGAAUAUUGCCUCAUGGAACAUAGUAGCCAUGGCUAAGCAUGUUUGGGCUGUAGCCAAUAAAAAACACAAUCUAUGGGUUAAGUGGGUGCAUUGUGUGUACAUCAAACAACAAGAUUGGUGGGAGUAUAAUGUUCCCACAACCAGCAGCUGGUUUGUCUGGGGCAAUGAGGUCUGGAAUAGACUUAAUUCUCGUAAACAUAGCUUCUUGAUGUGGUUGGCUGUGCAAAACCGGUUGAAAACUCAAGAAAGACUUUAUAAUUUCAAUAUCAUUGACUCACCCGACUAUGUUGAAGGUUUGGCUGAAUUGGAGGGUGUAGGCCGAUUCUUUGCUUGGGCUGCUGAAGUGUAUCCGAAAGUCCAAAAUCUCCAAAUUCUGCAAGGGUGUAAAGAUGGCAGCUGUGGCUGCCUUGGCUUAUGCAAUUUGGAGAGCAAGAAAUGA
This is a messenger RNA of Cannabis sativa, 1512 nucleotides long. RefSeq lists its product as uncharacterized. The transcript is spliced from 4 exons. The coding region runs from base 1 to 1512 and encodes 503 amino acids. The record is from RefSeq and is a predicted model, not a curated record. Lineage: Eukaryota; Viridiplantae; Streptophyta; Magnoliopsida; Rosales; Cannabaceae.